AUGUGGCCCUCAACGGUCUUCAUGGCCGGCCUUUUGUGCUUGCUGAAUGCCAAAGAGGUGAAGCGGACGAAGCGCCAGUUCUACUCGAAUUGCCCGUCAUCGUGCUUCUCCUGUAGUCCGGCGUCGCAAUGUCAGGCCAUCAUGCCGCAGUUCACGUGCACCGGAAGUUGUUGUUGUCCGGCGGCGAAGACUUUGACUGGUAAGAAGAUUUUACAAAAAAAUUUUUCAGAUAUUAGAUGCUACAGAACAACGCAGAUUACUGUAGAUUUAAAUCAAUUUACUUAUAGAAAUUUCCUUUCUUAUUGCAUAAGUUAACGUUGGUUUUUAGGCUCUUGCGAUGGCGAGGAUGCCGUUGCAGCAUGCUUGAACAAUCUUUGUGGCCAAGGCUUCUUUUGUACCCGGUCAAAUUAUUGCUGUCGUUGCCCGGUGGGCAAGUCGAUUGGUAAGGAUUUUUUAUUCUUUUUUUAUAGCGAAAACUUCAAAGAUUUUGCCCGUUUUCAUUUUUUUUAAUCAAAACAACGUGGAUGAGACUUGCCGCUGAUUUAGACAACAUCUAAUAAGUUACGCACAUGAUUUUCACCACGCGCUUUCCAGAAGUAGCCGGGAUUUUUGAGGCAAAAAAAUAUGAAAAACUGACGACAUUUUUUGCGUUGAACGCUAAAGUUUCUGUCAUUCCUAUGCUGUUGUGAGCAAGAUUUCUGCAAGGAUCAUUUUUUCCUAGCAGAAUUUGCAAAGGCAUAGACAAAAUUUCUUUUCUCUCUCACUGACAGCUCUCCUCGUUUGUGUGCUCUUUUCUUUGCAAGGCUGUUUUUGCAAGAGCUGAAAUUUUGGGAAAUUGGUAUGCCAAAUUGAUGGAUAUAGGCACAACGUAGCCCUAAAUUAAAGAAAAUAUGAGCGUCGCACAUCAAACACUUGUCUUAAAGAACGCAACCAAUACCUUUUACAAUAUCCAAGUGUCCUAAAAACUAUUAUAACUUCAAUUACAGGCAACUGUGUGAACGGAAAAUGCCCAGUCGGCUACUCCUGCAACACCAACAACUACUGCUGUGCGGUGGGGAUGAUCGGUGUGGCGGGCGAAUGCGUGAACGGCAAAUGCCCCAGUGGCUACAGUUGCGGCGAUGGCAACUUGUGCUACAGCACAAGCACCACGGACGGGGCCUUGAAUUCCACAGCGUUUAAUGGCACCUCGAAUACGAUAACGCGCUUGGCCGCACAUCCAAAACCGGCCAUAGAUCAUCGCCCCCGAACCAUCGACAUCAACACGGGUCGUUUCAUGCUCGGGCCGGCCAAUAAUUUUUACAAUGGCGCGAUGAAUUUGAACUCAAACCCUCAGGGCUUCAGCUUGAACCAUCAGAAUUUUGCUCAAGUUUUGGCGGGCCAAGGAAUCAGCGGGUUUCAAGGCAUGAAUUUCAACGGAUACCCAACGAUCAUCAGCAAUGUACCCAACUUUGAAAACAUGAACAAUUUGUAUCCGACCACCUCCAACUUGUCCCCGUGGCCUUUCAAAAAUGGAAAGAAAAAAGUUUAA
This is a messenger RNA of Bursaphelenchus xylophilus (pine wood nematode), 1528 nucleotides long. NCBI's taxonomy places the organism in Eukaryota, Metazoa, Nematoda, Chromadorea, Rhabditida, Aphelenchoididae. The record is from the annotation of a GenBank genome assembly.